Molecule: messenger RNA, 645 nt
Organism: Helianthus annuus (common sunflower)
Lineage: Eukaryota; Viridiplantae; Streptophyta; Magnoliopsida; Asterales; Asteraceae
Product: small nuclear ribonucleoprotein SmD3b
Exons: 5
Coding region: 88-471 (127 amino acids)
Biological process (GO): spliceosomal snRNP assembly; RNA processing
Cellular component (GO): spliceosomal tri-snRNP complex; catalytic step 2 spliceosome; commitment complex
Molecular function (GO): RNA binding
Source: RefSeq, a predicted model, not a curated record
CAAUCGCGGCACUCUCCUCUUUCAAAACCCUUGCGAGACUGAAACCCUCGCCGCCGACCACCACACACUCACCGAUAAUAAGCCAGAAUGAGUCGGAGCUUAGGUAUUCCGGUGAAGCUUCUCCACGAGGCCGCCGGUCACAUAGUCACCGUAGAACUCAAGAGCGGAGAAGUUUACAGAGGAAGCAUGAUCGAAUGCGAAGACAACUGGAAUUGCCAGCUGGAAAACAUCACUUUCACCGCUAAGGAUGGAAAGGUGGCUCAACUUGAGCAUGUCUUUAUUCGGGGAAGCAAAGUCAGGUUCAUGAUCAUACCAGACAUGCUUAAGAAUGCACCAAUGUUCAAACGCUUAGAAGCUAGAAUUAAGGGCAAAGGUUCAGCACUUGGUGUUGGCCGGGGACGUGCUGUGGCUAUGCGUGCUAGGGCUCAGGCGGCGGGUCGUGGAGCCGCGGGUCCUGGUAGAGGGAGGUGAUUUUUUUCUAAAUCAAAGUUAAAUGUAUCAUCACUUGAAAGAUGGCUUCUAAGCCAGUUAGGUUUUUGUUUUGGCUUGUAAGAUUCGGAUUUAUCUUUACUUUUAUUCUCUAAUUCUGUUCUAGAUGUGGAGUUGUGUUGCACUUUGUUGAAAGCUCAAAUAUGUUUCAUCCUA